Purpureocillium lilacinum is the source of this 480-nucleotide messenger RNA. NCBI's taxonomy places the organism in Eukaryota, Fungi, Ascomycota, Sordariomycetes, Hypocreales, Ophiocordycipitaceae. The record is from RefSeq and is a predicted model, not a curated record.
AUGGCCGGCCCGCCGCCCGCCGCCCUGCGGCCCCCCACGGCGGCCACAUCCACACGAUCGCCUCCUCAAAGCUCAAAGAACAAGGGGCGGUGCGGUGCCUUCAUUACAGCAGCCGGCCGGGAACAACCUCGCCUUUUCCCGUAUCACGCUGGCGCCAUCAUACCGCCUUCUCCAUCCCCCACUCCCGAUGAGGCCGCCGAGUGCAUCGCCAAGGCCAGCCCGUCUGCGCGCCUCCAUGUCCGCUCUCACGCCUCGCGCCCGCCGCGCACCCUCACGCACGCGCAAACGCACGUGCACGAUGGGCCACUCCGACGCCCGAUACCGACUUUCCGUCUUUGUUAUUGCCCCCUUGUUCAAGAAUACCGUGUCAUCGCUUGCCUGGUGUUAGAGAACCGCCCCCACCCCCCUCUGCCCCUCCUCUCGAAGAUGAGCACCUCUGGAUGUAGGUCUUGUGCAAAAGGUAUGUAUGACAAGGUAUGA